AUGUCUCAAGCGGAGCGCACCGAUCAAUCUAGCGGAGCCAAGUACUUUGGCAAAACCUCGCCAAAGGAGCUUAGAGAACUUGAAAGCAAUGCUGCAAGGGCUAGACCAGAUCAACUAGCCAAGGCCGCAUCGUAUCUCGAACAAGCCUUUCGUGGCAUGAAAACAGCGUGGUUUGGUGGAUGGGCACUUAGGCUUCGAGGAUCACGCCGAGAGACCCACGACCUCGACUUCCUUAUCUUGGUCCCCUCCGUGGUCGAGGUUAGAACUGUUUUGGCCCAAUACAGUUGGGCAAUAUUGGCAUUUUAUGAGACUGCUGGUGGGAUUCAAGAGAGGAUGUUCAUUGACAUUGAUGAAGGGGGACAAGUUGUUGGUGUAGAUAUUAUCAUUUCUGGUGCGAUAGGAACCCCCAACCUCAGCGAGUCGGAAUCUCGUGAAUCAAUUCCUCCAUCAUUUCAAACACCACAAGGGAGCCGGGUGAACGUUAUCCAUAUUACAUGGCAAGUCGAGACAAAGCUUACUGCGUGGUUCGCAAGAAGGAAGGACUCGGACUUUCUCGAUCUAGUUUUCCUCUUGACUAAUUAUGGUCGUGAAAUCGCGAAGUGGAGUCAACACUUAGAUAAGAAUAUGCGGGAAAGUUUCUAUCAGGUCUAUGACUCAGGUGAAGAGGACAAAACAAGGCGUGAAGCAGUAAAGAAGAUGCUUUCUUUGUAA
Molecule: messenger RNA, 711 nt
Organism: Aspergillus affinis
Lineage: Eukaryota; Fungi; Ascomycota; Eurotiomycetes; Eurotiales; Aspergillaceae
Product: nucleotidyl transferase AbiEii/AbiGii toxin family protein
Exons: 3
Coding region: 1-711 (236 amino acids)
Source: RefSeq, a predicted model, not a curated record